UAGCCACGUUUAGGCCUAGGCCAUCCUCCAGGACCAGGAAUAACCGGCAGGCCGGUCUCCAAUAUUAGAAGAUCAAAGCAACCAUUAUUAGGCUACAAAUCUCUGUGUGAAAAUCUAACUUUGGUACAAAAUUCAAACUUGCUGAACAAAACUUCUUUACCGUGUGAACUGCAGAGUAAGAGCACUGGCACACUAUUUGUGUUAAACUGAUACAGUGUAGCUGACAGCGGAAAUGAGACAAGUGGAUGAGAUUAUCCCAGUCACCGCUAGUUUCUACUGGCAACACUUAAAAGUCGCCGUCAACACAUCGAACAUGGCGGACGGGGAUUCUUGGGAUACUGAGAGCUUUGAGCCAGAUCAGCCGCUAAAAAAUGCGGCAGUGCAUGAUAAAUGGGAAGGCGAGGAUGAGGAGGAGGACAUUAAGGAUAAUUGGGAUGACGAAGAAGAGGAGGAAGAAAAGUCUGCUGAGAAACCAACAGAGGUCAAGUCUUCUGAGAAGAAGAAACUAAAUGAGAAAAUUAAAGAGAAGGAAAAUUUGCAAAGACAAAAGCAGGAGGAGCUUCGGAAGAGGAUAGAGGAGCCGGAGGAGCAGGCGCAGCUUACGGAGCUCACGCAGGUCAUGGAGCUCACGCCAGAGGAUGAUCUCGCAGAAACUCUACACGUGAAGAAGCUUCAGGAGGACACUGAUCUGGAGCUGGCUAGCGAUGCAUUCGGCGUCGUUAGUAACCAUGUGACGGGCAUUGACGCUAUCAGUCCCGCCUCCAGAGAAGACUUCACAGAGUUUGAGAAGCUGCUGAAAGACAAGAUCUCACCCUACGAGAAGUCCGUACAUUAUAGCAACUUCGUAGAGUCCCUGUUCAAGAACCUGUGCAUCUCAAUGGAAGUGGAGGACCUGAAGAAGAUCAACAACUCAAUGACUGCGCUGCUCAGUGAGAAACAGAAGCAAGAGAAGCAGAAUAAAGGCAAGAAGAAGAAAAGGGGAGUGGUCCCAGGAGGAGGCCUAAAGGCCAUCAUGAAGGACGACCUGGACGAUUACGGCGGGUUUGACGGUGGCUACACACAAGACUACGAGGAUUUCAUGUGACGCUGGCUCCAUGACCCCCUCGCCCUCCGCUGCCCUUUGACCCUGUGACCUCUACAUGACCUGCGCCCCAGCCCACGAAUCUCAGCCUGAGCAAGCAAACAUCUGUCCAACCAUGUGGCGCUGGCAAACAUCUCUCCACCCAUGCGGCGCUGGUUAACAUCUCUCCACCCGUGGGGCGCGGGUAAAUAUCUCCACCCACCCAUGCGG
This is a messenger RNA of Alosa alosa (allis shad), 1291 nucleotides long. RefSeq names its product eukaryotic translation initiation factor 3, subunit Ja (gene eif3ja). Lineage: Eukaryota; Metazoa; Chordata; Actinopteri; Clupeiformes; Clupeidae. Gene Ontology annotation, cellular component: eukaryotic translation initiation factor 3 complex; cytoplasm. The record is from RefSeq and is a predicted model, not a curated record. The transcript is spliced from 8 exons. The coding region runs from base 233 to 1084 and encodes 283 amino acids. Gene Ontology annotation, molecular function: translation initiation factor activity.